Messenger RNA from Paramisgurnus dabryanus, 1572 nucleotides. Its product is annotated as 5-hydroxytryptamine receptor 3C-like. Gene Ontology annotation, cellular component: postsynaptic membrane. Gene Ontology annotation, biological process: monoatomic ion transmembrane transport. The record is from RefSeq and is a predicted model, not a curated record. Lineage: Eukaryota; Metazoa; Chordata; Actinopteri; Cypriniformes; Cobitidae. Gene Ontology annotation, molecular function: transmembrane signaling receptor activity; extracellular ligand-gated monoatomic ion channel activity.
AUGAAAUCUUCAGAGGCUAUUAACUGUUCUGAACCAACGACAGAUGCUCUUUUAACCGCUCUGAAAGCAAGCGUCUUUGGUAAAACUGAUGUGAGACCAGUUAUUUACCCACGAACGCCCACUAACAUCAGUGUGUCCUUCACUCUGUUUGGAAUUAUUGAUGUGGAUGAAAAGGCACAAAUAUUUGAGUCCUUCAUUUGGAGGUAUCUGUUUUGGAAUAUUGAAGGUUUGAGCUGGGAUCCCGUUGAAUGUGGAACAGAUCGAAUCGCACUGCCGAGAAAAAAGCUGUGGAUGCCUGAUAUUGUUAUCAAUGAAUUCAUGGAUGAAAAUAAAGCCCCAGUCACGUACUACCUUUACCUUACUAAUACGGGUUUAGUAAUGGAUGAUCAACCAAUUCACGUGAUCAGUUCCUGCAACCUGGACAUCUACACCUUCCCAUUCGAUAUUCAGAACUGUACAUUCACCUUUAAUUCAUACAAACUCUAUAUGGAGGAUAUUCAGAUGUUCUUUACUGAGCCAGUGGAGAGCACAUUUCAAAAUUCUCUAGAAGUGAUGGCAACCAAAGGAGAGUGGGAGCUAAUAAGCAUGCUUUCUGAAAAGGGUUUACUCCCAGUGGAAAAUAUGAAUACUUCAUAUGAUUUGCUUAUUUUCCAUAUCGUCCUGAGACGUCGACCCACUAUGUACAUUGUGAACCUCUUGAUUCCCAGCUGCUUCCUUAUCACUGUUGAUCUGUUCAGUUUUCUUCUGCCGCCUCAUGAGACGGAUCGCUCCGCCUUCAAAAUGACUCUCAUCUUGGGAUACACUGUGUUUCUGCUAUUAAUGAAUGACAUUCUGCCCGUCACAGGAAACAGCUUACCUCUCAUAAAUGCCUUCUUUUCUCUGUGUUUGGCACUGAUGGUGGCGAGUCUUCUGGAGACGAUUCUCAUCACUAAUAUCCUGUGUGGCUCCAGCAACUAUCCACCACUACCUGAGUGGGUGAAGGUGCUUUUCCUCAAAUAUCUCGCCAGACUCGUUUGUUUAAGCAAGAAACCCGGUGACCAAAACCGUGACCUUGAAGUGUACACCAUUAACUGUAAUCCUGUUAAAAUCCCUGAGACUGAACCCAUCCACAAGAUGCCUCCGACUCUUCAGGAAUUGAGAAACAUUAGCCAGAACUUACAAUCCAUCAUUCAAAGAGUUGAUAAACAUUUAAAUACUGAUCAGACAGAAGAGGAGUGGGUACAUUUGGGUCAAGUCAUUGAUCGAAUGCUUUUUGGCUUGUAUACUGUCUUUCUCUCAGUAAGUUUUUUCACUAUAUUAGUCUAUUGGCUGUAUUGGUACAACCUUACUGCAUCUUUGCGCCCCCUUUGCCCCCUUGAUGCGGCCUUCGGCGAAGCCCGCACUGCAGCAGGCUUCACGCACUUUACCAACCCAGAAGUCCUUGCGAAAGAUCAAUCAGACAACGGAUGGGAGGAGUUCACACUGAUGGGCAACUUCUCUUCCUAUUUCGGGCGGGACGCUCGAGGCUGUCCCAAAAUACGACUCCGGUGCACCUACGUGGACUCAAGGGUCCCUAAAGUCUGCACUACAUGA